Messenger RNA from Xyrichtys novacula (pearly razorfish), 16634 nucleotides. The record is from the annotation of a GenBank genome assembly. NCBI's taxonomy places the organism in Eukaryota, Metazoa, Chordata, Actinopteri, Labriformes, Labridae.
AGGCGCACUCUAUGUUGUACUUUCCGUUUGACAUGAAAGAGUCGACUUUAGCCGCAUAACGUGAGACCAAGCUGCUAACCAAAAACUACAUAUGGUCCGUUUAUAGGCACUUCAACCGUCAAAACCCGGUUAUUCCUUUUAUUCUCAUCCAUAAGCUACACACAGGUAAGAGCGUUUUGAUACUUUAGAGGCUAAUGAGAGCGCACACGGAUAGCAAAGACAUCAUGGAAACCUGUUAGCUUGAUCAGACACAUUAGCGGUGAAGCAGUCUGUCACCUACAGAGGCAGCAUGUAUGUCAAGAUCACCAGGGUUUAAAAUCUCGGCUUGUUUGACUUUUUAAUAUGUAUUUACUGCUGCUUUUGUUGAUUCUAACUAACUAGAUUGUUAGUUGUUUUGUAUGUAAUCUCUGUGGUUCAGUAUUAGCAGAGUUGAAGGUGUAAGGUAAAGGAGCUUGUCUAUCUAUUUAAAGACAACAUUCAUUGUUAAAGGAGUAGGUGAUGAUUGAUGAUUGCAGUCCAACUUUAUUCUGAUGUGAUGGAUGGAAAAUGACCCUCUAGUAAUGAUAAAAAGUGCAGAAACAUACUGUUUUAUGUGUAAAAACAGGAAUUGUAAUUACCAUCAUCAAUUGAUUUAACACUCUUAAACACGCCAUUCACUAUGAAAGACAUCAGAGUAGUCAUUACUGUUGUCACAAUUUUCCGGUUUAAUCAUUAGGUAAUAUUUACUUUGAAAACUUUUUCAAAAUUACUGUGAUAUCUGCACUGUAUACUAGCCUGAUUUCAUAGUAAGAGUUGAUCAGACUUUCAGACAUAGGAGCCCCUAGUUCCGUAUUUUGAUUGGACACAGAGUACAUAGGUACUCUCAGUUCUCCUGUGUCCCUGGUUCAUCACUGUCAUUAGAGUCAUUCAUCAUGGCAGUUAAAAAAAUCCUCUUGGCACUUGCAUUAGGAAUUUCUCAUUCACAGUAAUGAAUGAUGCAACAAUUACUUGUGAGCAACACAGGGUUGUACUGUAUGUGAACACUUAAAUGUACUGUCAUGACUAAAAUAUUGACCCAAAGAUUGAUUCAUUUUGUUUUUGGUGAAUUGUAAUUGUGAUUGAUGGCCUGGACAUUAACAAACACCCCCCCAAAAUAUGAAUACAUAGCUUGGGGCAGAAUUAGUUUAGAGAGAAAUCAACUUUUUUUCUCUGUAUAGUAUAAAAAGUGAGUCAUAGAGUAUCAUAUGAAGGGAUACAGCAUUUGAACCAUGAUUCAAGCCGACAUAAAUAUAAAGUACAUUUAUAAAAUUGGCCCACUUGCCAAUAUCCACGAUGUGUUUUUGAACCACUGAUGUGAUUUAUUUGAAGGGACCAAUCUUAGACUUAAUGUUGAGUAAUAGAACCUACAGGUCUCAAUAGUAGAUGACAAAUCGAUAAUAAAUAACAAGCUUGCAGGUUAUUAAUGUCUGGGCUUUGAAAAAUGUAGAAGCAGGUUUUUGAUAGUACCAGGUUUUGAUCCCCAUCCGUAGUGUUACAUAAGUAAAUGUUCUUGAUGGACCAGUAUUCACAAGACAAGUGUUGAUUUCCUGAUUGGACAGAGUGAGAGCAUACGCUGUUUUAAGCCUUGAAAGCAGAUAAAUAUUCACUGUGCUGGAUGUCACAGAUCUGAUACUUUGACUCUUCUGCUACUGAGAUCUCUGGAAACAGUAAGAAUAAGUUGAACUGUUAUUUUUAAAGAUUUGUCAGCUAUUGUGCUGAUGAAACAUCAUCAGCUAGACAAUGUGAUUUACUAAAAAAAAAAACUUCCUUGUUUGCCGUGUGGGAAUAGUUUCUUUUCAAACCACUGUGUGAGAAGCUUUGUUGUCGGUUAGGGAGUAGUCGUAGAUUUUGUGAUUGUAAAAGCUGUCUCACACAGAUUAGGCCUCUGUGGUUUUUGUCGAGGCCAGAACUUGGGGGAAGUAAGUAGAUGCAUCAUUGAUCUGGUUUCAUAUUAGUCUAAGCACUCUUUAACUAGGCUAUAGUUUAUGGGAGUUGUGCAGUGGUGAAGGUUACUUAAAGCACAUUUACUCUGAUACACUGACCCAGAAAAUGUCUAAAAUGCUGAUAAAGUAGAGAGACAGGGUCAGUGAGAGUAACAUGAUAUAGAUUUACAGAGAAUAUCUAGUGUAGUUUGAUCCUUUUUGUUAUUUGGAGCAGAGCAGACUCGACAGCUUGCUUUGAAUAUUUUUUAAAAACGAAAGAGAAACUAUGUAUACCUACUACAACUUAUACAAGGUGGUGUGUAGUUGUUAACACUCCACCUAAUAUAGAAUAGCAUCAAGUGAAAGAUAACAUUCUUAGAUGUUGAAUCCUGCAGCAAGAUGGUGAUACGAGUUAUUUGGUUUACUGGAGUAUGUGAGUCGUAGACUGCAUAAAACAUGGACAUAGUCUGAGUGUUAUAACCUAUAGUUUUUUUAAAGUGGAGUUAGGAAGCCUAUCCUCAGUGGUCACAAAGAAGAGGGGUUGAGGUGGGCCUUCAGCCUCUCUACACUAACAGCCUAAGUAAAUGUACACUAACUGUGUCCCUUAAAACAGAAAUAAACAUCCAUUUAAUUGCUACAUUUUAUAACUAUUACAGAUAUUAAUAAUUUAAUUCAAAAUAAACACUUCAUAUAGUCACACUGACAUUCUUCUUAGAAUCAGUGAUGUGACUUUUCCAAUUUAUGUCAAUGAGGCUUUGAUUUUCAGAUGUCCAUAAAUUCAUUUUCACUACUCCUGAUAUAAAAAGUUUAAUUCUCCUGGAAAAACUGGUAUUUCAUAUAUCUACAAACGAGUACUUACUAGUCAUAAAUUUACUCUCAGAUAUCUAAAUGAAACCUCAUCAACAGAUAUCUACAAAACAUGAGUAAAUAUCUACAGCUGAAUUGUUUCUAAUCAUAAUGCUAUGAUGAUAUCUACGAUGACAUUUUAUUCAACACAAUUUAUUUUUAAUGAUAUCUAAAAUUACGUUAUGGAAAUCUAAAAUGGUUUGUAAAUUUAUUCAUUCUCAGCAUUGGACUGUUUCCUCUCUUUUUUUUUGUAGUUGGUUAUGGUUAUUUCAAAUUCACUUUACAAAAACCAAGGUGCUGCUUUCACACGGAACUUUUAGUGCAACAGGGCUAAUUUCAGCCAACUUAAAUUUUCUUUUGUUUACAUUUUGCUCUAUAUUGUAUUGCAUCUUAGCUAUUGUAUUAUAUUUUUAUUUAUUGUAUUGUAUUUUUAUUUAUUCUUUGCUUGGAAACAGACCUGGGUACUAAUUUCGUACCACAGACUAUAAAAAGUGUGGGUUAUAAAGUUCCUUGAAUCCUUGAAUACUUGAAGGCUAAACCUGCUGCAGCGUCAAAGUGUUUGGACAUGUCGAUUUAUUCAGCAGGCUGCUUAGUUUCACCUGCAGCUGUCUAUUCUGGAUCUACAGUACUUACCUACAGUCUGUAGACUUAGACUGCUUACAGUGAAGUAUCAUACCUCAACCUCAGAGUUGUAAAAUAUCAAGUCCUGUUCUUUGAGAAAACUGCAGUCACUGCCAGGACGUUAAAACCUCCUGUCAACCUCGGUGAUUGAUUUUUUUUCACGAGGUUGUUACAAAAAAAAAGAGCAUGUCACAUUUUGGCAGGAAAUUAAUAUUCUUCUAUUUUAUAUUCACAAAUUUUUAUAUUAUUACACCAACGAUUGCUCCUGGGCAAUGUGCCCUGAACCUUAUCACUUAGAUAAUGCUCCUUACUUUGAACCGGAGGAAGUGGCACUCUGUAGGAAACCUUGACUAUGUGAAAGCACAUGACUGUGGGAUCAUAUGAGGCUGCAGACAGAGCAGGUUUUCCAGGGUCUCUCUCUCUCUCUCUCUCUCUCUCUCUCCCUCUGUGUGUGUGUCAGGGCACAUUGUGUUCCUAACUGUUCUGCUCCUGUGAUGUUUUAUAUUACGAUCUUUUGGGUUAAAAGUGAAGAUGGAAAUGUUACACACAGUGCUUGAGGCUGUGUGUUAGAGGAAGGAUGCAGUUAGAUGAAGUGAAACUCCCACACCAGUAGUUGACUCAGAGUUUGUCGUAAUAAUGACCAGUUGGAGUUGUGCUGAAAGUUUUGCUUUGUCAUUAGUAUGACAGGAAUUUUAAAAGAUGCCAAUUUUGGUUAAAGGGUAAAGUUGAACAAAGUUAUGCACAGUCAUGUGGAACUACGUGAAAAUGCUGGUCUUCUUUAGCUGACCCAUCUGUAUUACUGCUGAAGUUUAUCAUACAAAGAUGUCUGUCAUGUUUCUUCAGAUUAUGUAACUGCUGUUUUUCUUAUUCCAGGGGAGCUGAUAGUAAACCCUCAAGUUUCCAGGGAUCCCUCAGCUUGCCCUGAUGAAAGCUGAGCAAGACGCAGACCUCAUAGAAGGUAACCUUUUAAAAAUAAUAGAAAAAUCCCCCGCAGCAAGAGAUGAGCUUCAUACUCAGUGACUUUGUGCUUAUACCCAAGUCUAUGUCUGACACAUCUGAAAUCAUGUUUACAAAAAGUGGGUUGAAGCAGAAUGUGAGUGUUGUAAAUGCUCAGUGCUUCUUUCAUGAACUUUACUGCUGCCAGUGCUGUUGCUUGUGUGAUCCAUUGAAGGAUUAAGUGUAGGACACUCUGCUCUGCUCCACUGUCAUCUCCAAGCACAAGCUGGGAAAGUGUGCUGUGGCAUUCUGUGGUGUGGGUUUUAUACUUCCUCUUUGUUGGGAUAAUUUUAAACAGACAUCAUGUCAGAAUGUUGUGACAGGCCACAGAAAAAAGGAGAUUAUAAAGCGCUGAGUCAUAUCAAAAGCAGAGUGAUUGUUAGCGAGCCGUGGACUUUAGGACCGGUAGUCUGAGAUGAAGAGAGGACAGAACGAGAGGUCCUACCUGAGUGAGUAGCGCACAUUAUUUAUGGUACAAUUCAAACCCAUAUAUUUAGGGACUGGAGAACUAAUUUCCAGUGUUUGAACAGCAUUUGUUUGUUUGUUUUAACUCGUCUUUCAAAUGGUAUCCUUUUGAUUUCCUUAUUUUUUACAUAAUCCAUGUUAAGAUUUGAGCAAAGCACCUCUAAUAAGAAGUUCUAACGUACCGGUUAAAGAGAUGUAAUUAAAAUUCUUGAACUUGAAUCACUUCUGUAGAAGUUUCCAAAUCUGAGUUGAAUUACUUUUAGCAUAUCAGCGGUAAGGUUUGUUUUUUUUCUCUUGGCGAUUCAAAUGGAAAUUUCAUCUCAGAGUUUUGUUUGUCAAGUUUCAGCAGUUUAGACAAGUAUGAGAUACUCUGACCCAAACAAAUUCCUCAAAAAAAAUAAAUGUUCUUAGUUACUGCUGAAAUUUGAAAAGUGUACUCAGUGUAUUUUAUGUAUUUUUUUAAGAACAACAAAAACCACCCAGACUGUUAGGUGAUGUUUUGAACUCUGCCCAUGUCAGCUUGUUUCUGACCGUCUUCGGUUCAGGAAUAAAGAGUUUAGUCAAGAGGAGUUUUCCAACAACAAUUGCUCUGUAUAGUAACUGACUGUUUGGUGAAGUUUAUCAGAACUGAUCAGAAUGUAUGUUUGUGUGUUUGACAGAGGUUGUAAUCUCACAGGGUUAGACAACGUUGUCUUUGUUGUACUCUAGCAAACUCUCUCACUCUGUUCUUGGCACUAAUCUCACCCUCUCUGUUUUAAUCUCUUUGGCUCUGUUAGAGGACUCCCCUCAGGAAAAUGCUUCAGCCAACAAGUACAGCUCUAUCUCACCUCCUGCCUCACCUGAGGACCAGGUUGAUAACAUCUCGACCACAUACUUUGAAGAGAAGGUCCCAGUUCCUGAGUACAUUGGCCAGGUAAUCGUCAUGGCACUGUUUUAUGCACAAUGAAGAGAAAGUUUAAAGUUUAUGCAUUAUUCAAUGAUAAUAAAUGACCAUGUCCAGACACUUGAUGGACUAUAUUUAAAAUGCAAACAAAUGAAGUUGAAACCAGACAUGAUUUCAUAUCAGUCAGAAUACAAAAUCUUGACUCGUCAUGACAUGCUGUUUGUUUGUUUGUUUAGGUGUUCAGUUUCCGUAAGCUCUGGGCCUUCACUGGGCCCGGGUUUUUGAUGAGCAUCGCUUACUUGGAUCCAGGGAACAUCGAAUCUGACCUGCAGUCUGGAGCUAAAGCUGGCUUUAAGGUGGUAUAGCCAAGCUGGUUCUGUGUGUUCUGUCCUGCCAAUGUCCUUUUCAGUCACCUUGCUGGUUUGAUCCUCUUUUUUCCUAGUUUCAGUCUGAGGAAGUGAUUCCAAAGGUCUUUGUUGUCUGUUUGCUCACAUGCACGCCUUGUCAAUACUUGUUUCUCCAUCAGAAAACUUUUUUUUUUUUUACGAAACAGAAAUGUUUAUUCUUAACAUAAGCAGCAGAUUUCUGUAGUUUUGUUCAUCAUCUCUGUUCCUCUUUCUCAGCUCCUAUGGGUGCUGCUUGGAGCCACCGUCAUUGGGCUGCUGUUGCAGAGGUUAGCUGCACGCCUUGGGGUCGUCACUGGGAUGCACCUGGCUGAAGUGUGCAACCGCCAAUAUCCCAAAGUGAGCAUUAUACACUCCUAUUUCUCAAAUGAACGCCUAUUUUCUUGUUGAAUUGUAUUUGAUGCACAGGGCUGUGUUUGUAAAGUUGAUGUGAAGCAGAACCCUCCAUGGUAAAUGAGAAAGAAGGACUGUUGUAGUUGAUAAAACUCUGCUCAGUUAUCUGAUUUCACAGCCUCUGAUUUUUUUUUUCACUUUUUCUACUUUUUUUUUAGGUUCCUCGAAUCAUCCUUUGGUUAAUGGUGGAGUUGGCAAUCAUUGGCUCAGACAUGCAGGAGGUCAUUGGCUGUGCCAUUGCUUUCAACCUCCUUUCUGUGGGCAGGUACUGUCUUUACCACCUCUCUAUGAAAAGUGAAUGCAACUCUUGUGCUGACUCGGUCUAGAAUUGUAUUAAAAAAACAAACUUACAUCCAUUGACAAUUCCUCCUGUUUGUCUCACAGGAUCCCUCUGUGGGCAGGAGUCCUAAUCACCAUCACAGACACUUUUGUGUUCCUUUUCCUCGACAAAUACGGUAUAGAUUUUCAAUAACUGACUGAUAAGUGAGUGUCCGACAAGUUGCAAUCUCAUUGUGUUAACAAAGCUUGUCCCUCAUUUUAGGUCUAAGGAAACUUGAAGCUUUCUUUGGCUUUCUCAUCACCAUAAUGGCUGUCAGUUUUGGUUAUGAGGUAACGUCCAGAAAUUCACAAUAUUGAGUCGUUUUUGCCAAAAAGUAUAAAUGAGGCAAUGACAUGUUGACUUUGUGUGGCCUGUGUAGUACAUCCUGGUAAAGCCAGAUCAAGGCGAGGUGCUGAAGGGGAUGUUCGUACCGUACUGCGCCGGCUGUGGGAGUGUCCAGCUGACACAGGCUGUUGGGAUUGUGGGUGCUGUCAUUAUGCCACACAACAUCUACUUGCACUCCGCGCUCGUCAAGGUGAGUGGCGUUUUUGUGGUCAUAUGCAUAAGGCAAGACUUAGGGAAAAAUAUUAAUAUGUGGAAAAUAUUUGACAGUUUGUUAUUCCUUUAACUCUCUUGUGACAAUUUUGGAUGCCCAAGUCAAAACAUUUCUCAGUAAAUAUGAAUGUCAGUAUUCUUACCUUUUUAUUUACGAUUUCAGAACAAAUAUGGAUUUGUCUCAGUUGUUUGUAAUUUUCUUAAGGAUAAAACUGUUAAAACCAUAUCUGUCAAUCUGUGACUAAGUACAAAUUCACCUCUAGGUGGAGCAGUAUGAUGCAGUUUAGAUACAAAUGAUCAAAACUGAAAAUUGAAAAACUGUUUUUUUUUUUCUCUAUAUUUUGACAUGAACCAGUCUCGGGAUAUUGAUCGCAAAAAUAAGAGGGAAGUGAAGGAAGCCAACAAAUAUUUCUUCAUCGAGUCAACGAUUGCUCUAUUUGUCUCCUUCCUCAUCAACGUCUUUGUUGUCGCGGUCUUCGCUGAGGCCUUCUACAACAAAACCAACAUGGAAGUGGUGAGUAUAUCCCGGGUAAAAGUUUUGUUUUCUCAGCUGUGUGUACUGCUGGAGCUAACUGGUAACUUGAUUUGAACUGGUUUGAUUUUCUGAUGAGUGCCGUUAGCACACAGACAGUAUGCAGAUCCCUGACUUGAGGCUCAUCAUGUGAUUGUGUCUCCUACUGCAGAAUCAAGAGUGCAAUGCAACCGGCAGCCCUCACACAGAUCUAUUCCCUUUAAACAACGGCACACUGGAGGUGGACAUCUACAAAGGGGUACGUUUGUCAUCAAAACAUCUUCAGUGAGCACGAUCAGAACUUCCUGCUCAGACAGAGGGCAUGUUUGCAUCAUGUUCUUGUUUGUUCGUUGUUACAUAAAUUAAGACACAGGCAGGUCCUAAAGGUUUUGGCGUCUUCCACAGGGGAGUUGGGCCUCGGACAUUUUUGUGGACUAUGGUUUGGUUUAAUUGAGUACAUCUGAGUUAGAAAACUGAAUUAAAAUUUAGAAAAGGAAAAAAAAAACAGUUGCAACAUGGAGCCACUUUCAUGAAGCCACUGUGACCUAUGUGCAGUUUUUGAGGUCCAUGUCUUUAUAACAUUUUUUGUGUGUUUGUGUAACUUGUGAACAGAUUGAUGGACAGAGAAGGGGGCUAAAUCAGCUAUCUUUAUUUUUGUUCAGGGAGUGGUCCUUGGAUGUUUCUUUGGCCCUGCAGCCCUCUAUAUCUGGGCAGUUGGGAUCUUGGCAGCUGGACAAAGUUCCACAAUGACAGGCACCUACUCUGGGCAGUUUGUUAUGGAGGUAAGACGAACUAUUCAUUAUAGCCCUGUGAAAGAUCUGAAACUAAUGGUUUUACUUGAUACUCAUGGUUUUGUUUUGAUGUUUGCUCAGGGUUUCCUGAAUCUUAAAUGGUCCCGGUUUGCACGGGUGCUGCUGACGCGCUCAAUCGCCAUCACGCCCACACUGCUGGUUGCCAUUUUCCAGGAUGUUAAGCAUCUGACAGGGAUGAAUGACUUCCUCAAUGUGCUCCAAAGCAUGCAGGUAAGGAUGACCAUACAAAAGUGGAAAAGCCGUAUUUCCACUGAUUUUAUUCUUGUACAGUAGCGUGUAUCCUGUCAAAUAAUUGUUUUUCAAUUUAUGUUCAACAGCUCCCAUUUGCAUUGAUCCCAAUCCUGACAUUCACCAGCCUGACCUCCUUAAUGAAUGACUUCGCAAACGGAUUGUGAGUGACUUGUACACUUUUUUUAUCUUAUUUCCAUUUGAAGAGAAACUUUGAUGCAUGGAACUGAAAGUACUGCAAUUCUGAAGCGCUUAAUUGAACCGUGAACUUCUCCAAAGCUGAAUGCAAAAAAAAAAAAACAGCCGUCUCUUUCAGUUUGACAGCCAGUUGUUAAACACGUUACAAGAGGUGUGUGUGUGAAGUUAUUCAUUUACAAGUCAACUGCAACCUGGUUGUUCAAGGUCUUAGUUAAAUAAGUGUGUACUAAAUAUUUGAUCUGUCAUAAGGGCUGAUUCUCUAAUUUGACAAGUGGCUGAAGAAUAGAGAUGGAAGGCAGUGUACUGUGAAUAACGAGGAUUUAUUUAGUUGUGGUUGGGAAGGAAAAAACGUGAUUUCUCAAUGAUCAAAUAAUCUGUCUGUGUCUUAAGGGUGUGGAAGAUUUCCGGAGGCGUCAUCAUCUUGGUGGUUUGCGCAAUCAACAUGUACUUUGUGGUGGUUUAUGUCACAACACUGGCAAGCACGCUGCUCUACGUCGUCGCUGCCCUGCUCUCCAUAGCCUAUCUGUGUUUUGUCGCCUACCUGGUGAGUGAAAUCGCUGCAACACGUUGUUCAGUUAUUAGACCUUGUUUAUAGAAUAUGAAUAAGAAGAACUUUAUUUAUCCCUGAAGGGAAAUUCAAAAUAUGAUAAGAAAUGGAUCAAAUAUGCGCAUCAGCACGGUUUCAGAGUUAGAAUACUCCUCAGUGUUUGUCUAAGUCUUCUGUCUCAUAACUACCUCAGUUAACAAGAUAUUGUUAUAGUCGUCUACACAAACCUUGCAGUAUGUUGACCUCUUUCCUCCCUGUCUUGUCUGCAGGCUUGGUACUGUUUGGUUGCCUUGGGGGUUUCCUGCCUGGACUUUGGCAGCAGGGUAAGCAAGAGACCUGCUGUGUUAAUAGAGGAGCAGUUUGAGUCGGACUCGUAGAGCUGAAAAGGACAGUAACCACCAGCAUUCCUCUUUUCUCUCGGGACUCUGAGCCACGUACUGAACAAGGACUCUGCUAGAUCACAUAGGAUCUUGAGAGCACAAUUCCUGCUACUGUCACAUGUGUACUUUGUGGAGGGAUGGGUUUUUAAAAAGGUGGUGCUUUACAGGUGCCCAGAGAACAAAAGUAAAACUACACCAGCUUAGACAGUUUGAUGUUUAAAUGGAGGGAUGACCUAUGAGACAUAAAAACACCAGUUAACAUUUGAACAGCUGCUAAUACAUAUAUUGACACCUUGACAGUCUGUCUUUUUUUUCUCACACUUUGGCUGUAAUGGUGAGAAAAAUGAAGAAAAUCAAUUGAACUUAAAACCUAUACAUAUAUUUUUUAAUGAUUAAAGGCUUUUAUAACAAGACCGCAUUUAACCAUGAGCAUUAAUAAAGAGGGAGCAGCGAUGUCGAGGAACACACUGUGUGAAAAAUAAGUGAAACAAGCAUUACAGAAUACAUGAAAGUAAGCCACACUAACUAUAAUUUUUAAUCCGGAUUAGAUCAUUUCUUACUUAGAUUACUUAUGAAACUUACAAACUGUAUCAAAGAACUUGGGUUUUCUAUGUUGCUCGUGUUUUUUCUUAUUCUGUUGAAUAAGCUGUUGAGGUUUAACUUGGAUAUAGUUGUUCUUUAUUAUUAUUAUUAUUAUUAUUAUUUGGAAAAACAAACAUGAUUUAUUUUUAUUCAGUAACAGCUAACAUGUCAGUUGUCAUGCUAACAGUACAGUUAUUCUUUUUUUGGAUAGCUUGACAAGCAUUAAUGCUAGAUUUAUCCCAUCAACUGCAGUCUACCUCAUCAUCCUCAUUUUAUCUCAUCGUUCAAGCAGUUUGACUCACCGGGUGUCACCUGGCAGUUAUUAUUUUUAAGAGAAUAAGAUUGUUUUACUAUUCACACCAAGGUUGUUUUAUGCAUCUUACUCACAAAACACCAACUUGUAUCUAGCUCUAGUUCUUUGACCAAAGUAAGGUCAGGGAUUCUGAUAUUGCAACCUGAUUCCUGACUUGUGAAAAAAGAAGCAGUUGCGUGAAUUAAGCAUGAAGUUCACCUCUCCUGUGUGAUGUCCUCGCUGCCGUCCACUGUCCACAUCAGGCUGAUAUAACAAAGUCUAAAGAAAAAAAGAAGGAACCAUGAAGUGUAAAAUCUAAUUUAACUAAAAACUGGCAUUAUUUCUGUCUGUUGGGCAGUUGAACAUUUAGAAUACUAAGAUGAGGCUUCCUACUGAAAUGAAAUUCAACCUGGAAACGUUAGCUUCAUUCUAGAGAAAAUGCAGUUGUUGCACUGUGAGAGUGAUUUAUGGGGAUAUUCCGGCGUAAAAUUAAUUUAGGGUCAAACGCAUCGUAACACAGAGUUAGAUACCCCCCCCAACCACACGAUAGCAAUACACAGUGGUCUGAGGAGUCAUAAACAAACCUCAACCAAAAAAGCCACUCUAUAGCCACAAAUAAUGCUCAGAACAGCACCUAACUUCAUCAACAGUACAUACAGGGUCCUAGCCACAGCACGAGCCACCAACAUCUUUUUAGUUUUGCCUGAUUUCUUAAGCAAAGAGACUAAACACAACUCACCUACUCGUUUCCAGCAGCCGCUUGUUACCUUAGGCCAGUCCAUUAUGGACUGCAGCGGGGUGACGCAGCUCAAGGAAGAACAUUUAUGAUCAUUACUUAAUAAUUUCCUUGAAGUAAUAAUCACCAUAUUAAUCAUUUUGCACCACAGACGUGGUAGUUCCUCUGCCUUAGCGUCUCGGUCUGAUUGCAUUUCCAUGAAGAAAUGAAGAAAUAUCCUGCGGUCGUUACUUAAGUUGGUAUAACUAGGGAAGCAAGCAGUCGGCAACAUUCAUCUCUCGAGGGGGUGACUAACUCGGUGUUACGAUGUAUUUGACCCUAAAUUAAUCAAGAAAGAAGGGAUUACAGAGAUCUAUUGUAAAAUAACAUUUAUGAAAGGAAUCUUCUAAAGUAUAGUGCUUUUCUGAGAGGGAAAGGAACUGCCCACGUGGCAUGUUUGAUAUGAAUGUAAAGCCAAAUUAGUGCUUGAAGGAGAAAUGGAAACAGUAGUUAAACAAGCUCACAUGAGCUAAAUAUUGAGUGGAGGUCACAUAUAGCCCCAAACCACAAACUUUGUGUCAGGGAGCUCUAGAGUCUGUGAUCUAUUUAAGAGUGCUGUGUGGAUCCCUGGUAGUGGUUCAGUGAGGUGAAGUUGUGAAAAAAAGUCAACUCAUCCAAAAAUUGUUUUCUUCUCCUGCACUGCAUCUGUGAAAUAAACAGCAACUGAUUUCAGGCGUCUUUAUGGGAGUGCUUGUGCCCUCCUUUGAACCCUUAACUUGUUUUGAAUCUGCCUUUAUCCUAAAUAUGAAACCAUACAUAUUUAUUGUAGAUACACGGCCUGUUUAACUGAAACAUUUUAUAUGUAUGUUGAGGGAAAAUAGUUAUUUGCUUUAAAGCCAAGUGCCACCUCAGCUGCUCUGAGACUUCACUCAGCAUUUUCUACCUUCACACAUCCUGGUAUAUCUAACAUGUUGCAAUACUCAAUAAUGUGAAACACAGUUAAAGAGCAAAGCUAUGUCAUAAUGUGGAAUAGAAUCUCAGAGAUGGGGUUUAAUCUCACAAGACACAGGUACAGAUAGAUUUUUUUCAAGUUAUAAAAUAAGUGAAGAGCAGUCUAGAUGUUUUAAAGUUUGAUAACAGACUGUGCUUAUUACCCUGAGACGCCUCAUGUAGCAAUACCCAAGCAAUAUACAUAUUUAUCAUUACACACACCGGAUCAUACAAUGAUCACUGCAAAGAUCUCAGGUUCUUUUGCAAGCUAUUGUUGUAAAAAAACAUUCACUUUAUGGUGGUGGAUACAGGUACAGCUGCACAUCUCUGCUUCAGAGUUCUCCGAAGUUUUCCUUGUUUGUUUUUUUCGGGGUGGAUAGAAAGUUUAGCAGACAUUAUUUAGCCAACUGUGUUCAAGAAAUGUCUCACCAAUACCUCUCUGGCAAGAUAAAUACAUAGCUAAUGCACAUUUGUACUGUUACAGAGUAAGUUUAAAGAAGUGUACGCUGAGCUUUAGUAAUCAGUAAUUUCUGCUUUUUGGGAUCAAAUGAAUAAUGUCUGUUGUUGCUACUGGAUAAAGAUCAUGUAUUUAAAAUAAAUGGGAAAUAAUGCAUAUAAGGACAUUUGUUGGUGUAUUCUGUCUGAGGAUCUAAAGAUGGGUUUAUCAUCUCUAGUUAUGCAUGUAAUGUAUAAAAACAUAAUUGAUAAAAUAAUAACAAUAAUUGAUAAAAAAAAAUUACAAAGCAAAAAUGCAUCUGUGCUUUUUGAAUUGGCAAGCCGUAAUUCCAGCAAAUUAGGGUGAUACUGUGUUUCCAUAAAACUACAUGUUCCUCUUUUAAGUGGGUUAGAAGACUAAAUUUAAAGUGUGUUUUGAUCAAAUGAAUACAACUGGGGUUAAAAGAACCUCAUGUUGGGCAGUAGAUAUUAUCUUUUGCAGGAUUUUCCUGGACAAUUAAGUUAACACUUUGACCUGAGGUGAGCAACUUUGAGAAAUCUGUAACCUCAAAUCCUGAACUGAUUGGACCCUCUUUGCCUCGGAUCAAAGUUCUUCAUUGAUUUUGAUGUCCCCUAAUCAUUCAAAUGUCAGUGAACCACUAACACUUGACACUUUACAGUCCCAGAUUAAAUAUUUCUGAUCAAACAAAAAACAUCUUUUUUCUUUUGAGCUGGCGGGCAGCUUUUCUAUUUUUUUUUUCUUUUUUAAAAGACUUAAGUUCAGAGGAUUUCCCUUACUAUUUCAAUGAUUUUCAUUUUCAGUUUUCAAUAAAAAUUCAAAGAUCAGUUGUGUAUCAUGACACUUGUGGUAAAAUUAUGUGGAAUUCUUAUUUUGCAAACUGAAAAUGUUCUUAUGAGUAAUAUAAUGAUGCUAGACCUACUGAAAUGUCUUUGUGCAUGUCUCACUGAUCCCAACUCUGUCUCUUGUCUCUGUUUCACAUACAGUUGGGACUGUCACGGCACACGGACAUUUACUUAUUGAACGACAUAGAUGCUGACACAGUGGUCGAGAGUUAAGGGGACACCAGUGGCGUUGAGCUGCCUGCAAAGGGGGGGGACCAUCAAAGCUUGGCCAGUAUGUGUUAAUCUUCGUCUCUCCAUGCCUUAAAUUAAGUGUGAAGUGCACAGAGAAAAGUGCACACAGGGAUGUCUGUCAUGCUGGUUAAAACAAUGAUGGCAGUUUUCUAUCACAAAUGUCUCUGUAACUGCAGCUGAAUAAUAUUUAUUUAAAUAAUGGUUAUGUGGGAAAUGUCUCUCUAAGUUACGUCCCUGUGACUUUGACACCUUAUAGACUGAUGUACCAAUAACACCUUAAGGUCCAAUGCACUGUGUUUUCAUCUAAGGAUGUACUACAACUUUGAAAGUACGUGCCAACCACACUCUUACAUUAAAUGACAACAAAAGUUUGCAGGCUCUUAAAUUCAAAUACACAGUCAGCUGUUUCUUCACUGGGAUUGAAGAUAGACAGGCUUGUAUUUUAAGUAAUUUUGUUCAAAUGUUGAGUGUCUCUCUGAUGUAGUUUAUGAAAAAAUGAACCAGUUUGCCACACAUCAGCACAAAGUAUGACUAGUUUAGGAGCCCGGUGUCAUUGCUGUUAGACAUUGUCAUCAAGUUUGAUAUCGAUAAGUACAGAAAGUUGGAGUAUUAAAUAACACUCAAUGAUGGACUAGUGUAUGAUGAGACAGUUUGCUAUAUAUUUUGUAGAAAAAAAUACAGUUCGUCAUUUAUAUGCAAAUUUGCAGCCAGUUUUUCAUUUUAGAAAUUACCUCGCUGCACUAAAAAGCUCUGCUGUUUUAAUUCACAUUUAAACUCCUGCUUCGGUGAUCCUCAUUUUAAGUAUUUAAGAGACACAGUGUGGCAACAGGGACAAUCUAAAAGCUAUAUGAUAACACAUGAACUUAAAGUAGCACAUGAAUAACAUAGUAUAUAAAGAAAAUCAUGAAUUUGGGGUCAUUAAUUUGUAGUUGUAACAAAUAAGAGUAAGUCUGAUGUAAUGUAAUCAUUAGGUAUGCCCCAUUGUUUCUAUUAAGAUUUUUAAAUGUACUUCUCGGUCAAGCUUAGUUAAGUUCACUUUGAGUUCUUUAAUUUUUAUUGUUUUCUCUCCCUGUUAAUUUAUGUGUAGUUUAUAUUUUAUGCUCAUGCAACUUUGGUUUCUAUAUAGUUUGAGUUAAUAUGAUUGCUUUUAUUUAAUUUAGUCUCAGCUUCUUGGGAGGUAGCAGCAUAACUUCUACUUGACUAUGCCAAAUUUCUGUUGGUGUGAUAUAUUCAAAGUUCACACUGUUACAGAAAAGAUGGGAGUACAUUUCCAAUAUCAGUAUAGAGGCACUCAUUGGCAGCUUGUGAAAAAUGUAGAGGUCUGUAUCCAAAAAAAAAAGAAAAUGCACUUCAGUAAGAAAGCAAGCGUGCCUUUCAAAAACAGUAUUCUGGAAAAACAAACUUGAAAAAGAUAGAUAUGCUAGAUAAUCUGAAGAGCAUGUGAUAUGUGAGUAUGUUAAAGAUACUUGAAGGUUGUGAUUAGGCUUCUCCAUGCUGUUAAACAGACCUUUCUUUGACCAAAUAUUUAACUGCACUUUUGUAUUGUCUUUACUGAACACCAUAGUGCCUCCUGUGCUCACCGCUGGGUCUUUUUAUUGUUCACAUUAUUGUAGGUGGAACAGCUAAACUGUAGAACUUCAAGUAGAGUCACAAGAAUAUGUGUUUUUGAGCUUUAGCAGAGAGAGGCAAAGAGGAUCUUUCUCUAAUCCAGUUUUUUUUAAUUUGCCAUUGUGUUCAGUAUUUGGCAUAACACUUUCUGAAAAAUGAAAACAAAACCUUUUUUUUUUGUGACAGAUUUAUGAAUAAAUAUUUGCAUUAACUUAUAUUUUCUUAUGACUGACAUUUUUUUGAAAUACCAAAUGACUUUUUUUAAACACUUUCAAAUAUAAAGAACCAGCUCUACAUUACAAAAUGAGCCAAAUUGAAAACAUAAAAAAUGGCAUUAUAGGCUUAAUGUAAAAAAAAAAAGAAAAAAAAAAACAUUUUAAAGGGCUGUUAAAAGAAAACAGCAAUUAGCAAAUCAUUUUCUGUUGACUUAAGUUUCUUUCAAAACCGUAGAACAUGGGCAUUUUGUUUAAAACUGUAAGAUAAGUGUUCCACCCCAUAUGAACCUCAGGCUGUUGCAUAACUGAUACAAGGAAUUUUCAGCAAUUUUAUACCUUUUUUUUAAUCGACCACACCAGAAUUUGUCAAGUCAGUGAAUGUUUGAAUUCAGGAAAAUUUGUUGGUGAUAUUAUUUUGAUGACCAUACUGUAAGUUUAAUUAUCAGUGGGUUUUUUUCUAAUUUAGUUCAUUUAUACCACACAAUUUAGUGUCAAGAUUUUACUACAGUAGUGUUUUCUCCAGACAAAUUUUUUUUUUACAUAUAUGCCAUCUCUGUCGCAUUUUUGACAAUGUUUUAAAUAAAAGUACUCCUUUAAAUUUUAA